AUGGCUGCGAAGGAACCGCCUGAUUUGAAGGUCUUACAUUCCGAUCUGAAACAGUGUGAUAUCCUGCUGGGGCGAGGCGGCAACAACCACAAGUUUGCGGGGAAUCAAUGGCUGCGGGCGAUCGCCCACGAGUUGAAGGAUAAGUACAAGAAACUUGGAAAGAAAGAGAAAACCGACCUAAGCAAGGAAGUCGUCAAACAUGUCUGUGAAAAAGGAGGACGAUUUUUGCAACGAGAUCCGGAGAAUGGCGACUGGACAGAUAUGAGCAAUUCGGACGACGCGAGAGAAAAGGUUGCCCAAUGCCUCCGAGACGCUGUUGCCGUUGCCAACAAGAAGGACAAGGAGAAGAAGAAACGUGUUGCUGAACCAACGGAUGAAAACCCUGCCAAGAGGCCAAGCAUAACCUUGGACAUCAAAAGCCUCCCUCCCCUGCCCAGCCUAGUUAAUUCACAAGAUGAACCGAAGGCAGAGAAGACUGGGAAAGAAUCUGCCGUUGGUCAGAAAGUGAAGCCCAUCGACAAGGCGGACUCUGUCGCUGCUGCUUCGCUUUCUCCGAGCGAUCGAAACGGCUUGAUUGCAUCCAAUCGUUCCCGUUGUGGGUCGGAGCUGCGAGACUCAACCUGCGGCCCGCCAGGUUCGAAACCGAUUCCUCGCAGGGCAUCCACCGGUAGUAACAUCGGGCUGCCAAGGCAUCCCACGGGUAUCGGUACUUUCAUGAAAGUUCCGAACAUCGCAACAAACACGCGACCCGCUGUUCCGAGCCUUGACGGAAGCGGUUCGUCCGUCCAUUCUCUGCCUCCCCCAGGGACAGGACCGUGCUUCUGCCGUGGGGUUCCUCUCAGCCCCGGUACCAUCAUCGUUGCGUGUGACCCUAACACAGGGAACAACACGUUCUGGGUACCAGAGAUGCCUCUGGUGUUAAGACCUAUGUCUCACUUGCCGCCCAAUGUUGCCUCCACCCUUCCUGAUCUUCCUCUUGUUCAGGGACGAAGUGGCCGUCCCUUUUUAUUCCAGGCCCCACCCGCGGCACAGCCGGCGGUGGCUCGGGCACGGAAGCGUUCGGGCCAGCAGUCGAAACAAAACAGACAAGCGCAUGACCUAGAUCCGAUUUUGUUGGAAGAUCCCAGAGCUAAUCCUUUUCAUAGUGAAUUCGAUGGCUUUGCGGCAAGCUCGACAGAAGAAGACUCAACAAGGACCAACCAACGAGCCGCAGACUCUCUCCUCCCGGAUCCAGACAGAGUAUUGGGUACUGGCGGUAUUAAUAGUCGAGAAAACUUACAAAGUGACGCUCCUUCUGGCGAAUCAACUUUUGAAAACAACGGAGGUGCGGAGCCAUUUUUUGAUUGGAACCAUUCCAACUCUGGACAGCGCGUUGAUGAUGCCACGUCUUCUGUUGAAGGCGAUGCAAUGAUGGAAGAUCCUCUAUCGGAUGAUUCGGAUACGGGCAGUCCGUUAGUGAUGUUGUGA
Seminavis robusta is the source of this 1467-nucleotide messenger RNA. Lineage: Eukaryota; Bacillariophyta; Bacillariophyceae; Naviculales; Naviculaceae. The record is from the annotation of a GenBank genome assembly.